AUGGCUCCUCUGCCAUCAGACUACAGUGGCCGUCCGGUCGCAGUUCUCGGGGGCGGGGUCCUAGGUCGCCGUAUCGCCUGCACAUGGGCCUCCGGCGGCUACAACGUUCGGGUCCGGGAACCCGACGUCAAGCAGCACCAGCCCUGCCUAGAUUACGUCAAGCAGAAUGUCGACAGCUACCCAGCUCCCGGCAGCAAGAGCCCGGGCACGGUCCAGAUCUUCGAGGAUCUCUCGCCGGCCGUCGAAAACGCCUGGCUUGUCGUCGAGGCCGUCCCCGAGAAGAUCCAGAUCAAGAUCGACGUCUUUGCUGAGCUAGAGGCCACGGCCCCCGCGGAUGCCAUCCUCGCCAGCAACUCGUCCUCCUACCGAUCGUCGGAGAUGCUCGCCAAGGUCGGGGACGCGACCAAGACGAGAAUCAUGAACACGCACUACUACACGCCGCCCACCAACAUGGUCGUCGAGCUCAUGACGGACGGGCAUACGAACCCGGACUACUUCCCCUUCAUGUCGGAGAGGCAGAGGGAAGUCGGGACGAGACCAUUCAUCGUGCGCAAAGAGUCGACCGGCUUUAUCUUCAACCGUCUCUGGGCCGCGAUCAAGAGGGAGACGCUGUCGAUACUAGCCGAGGGCGUGUCGAGCCCCGAGGAGAUUGAUACUCUAUUCUGCGAGCUGUAUAAGUAUGGCAUGGGACCUUGCAAACUGAUGGAUUUGGUCGGUCUCGACACAGUCGCCUUUAUCGAGGAUCACUACGUCCAUGAACUCGGGCUGUCCCCAAAGAAAACCGUCGACUUCCUGCAACGCGAGUACAUCUCCAAGGGCAAACUCGGCAACAAGUCAGCCAAGGGUGGCCUGUACCCGAACCUCCCCAAGAUCCUCGCCCUAGACCUCGCGCUUGCGAACCCCGACGAGUGGACCGCGUCUGGGAAGAUACUCCAGAUCUCUUCGGACGGCGAAGUGGAGCGCGUGCUCGCGGACCGACAGCACGCCCCCGGCGGCAUCGACAUCGACACGGAGAGCCGUCGCAUGUUCUGGACUUGCAUGGGAACGCCCGGCGAGCCGAACGGCGCCGUCUUCUCGGCGACUCUGGACGGCGGCGACGUGCGGUCCCUCUUCGCACCCGGGGCCGUCAACACGCCAAAGCAACUCGUCGUCGAGCCCGCGUCGGGGAAGAUCUACUUCUGCGACCGCGAGGGCAUGCGGGUCUACCGCGCCGAUCUGGACGGCACCGGUCUGGAGGCCCUGGUCGUCGCCGGCCGCGACCCUUCGGACCCCGCAUCCUGGUGCGUCAGUGUCUCGGUGGCGCCGAGACUGAGCAAGCUCUACUGGACGCAGAAGGGCGCGCGCGAGUCGAGCCAGGGGCGCAUCUUCUGUGCCAACAUCGAUAUGCCCGCGGGCGCGACCGCCGAGACGAGGGGCGACGUCGUCUGCCUUCUGGGAGACCUACCUGAGCCCACAGACCUGGAGGUCGACGAGGAGACCGGCGCCAUCUUCUGGGCGGACCGCGGCGAGACCCUCGGGGGUAACACCCUCAACCGGGCCGGCAUCAGCCCGAAGACGGGGCUGUUGAGGACAGAGGGGUCGGACAAGUGCGAGAUCUUGGCGAAGGAUUUCAAUGAGGCGGCUGGCGUCACUCUGGACCGGGACAACGGCCACGUCUACUUUAGUGACCACGGAGGCAGCAUCUACCGCUGCAACGUGGACGGAACGGACAAAAAGAGGAUUUUCUUUGAUGAUGACCGGAAAAUUACCGGCAUAUCGGUUCUGCGCAUCUAG
This is a messenger RNA of Colletotrichum graminicola M1.001, 1773 nucleotides long. RefSeq names its product 3-hydroxyacyl-CoA dehydrogenase. Bases 1 to 1773 code for a protein of 590 amino acids. Gene Ontology annotation, biological process: fatty acid metabolic process. Lineage: Eukaryota; Fungi; Ascomycota; Sordariomycetes; Glomerellales; Glomerellaceae. The record is from RefSeq and is a predicted model, not a curated record. The transcript is spliced from 3 exons. Gene Ontology annotation, molecular function: NAD+ binding; oxidoreductase activity, acting on the CH-OH group of donors, NAD or NADP as acceptor.